Molecule: messenger RNA, 3497 nt
Organism: Abrus precatorius (Indian licorice)
Lineage: Eukaryota; Viridiplantae; Streptophyta; Magnoliopsida; Fabales; Fabaceae
Product: kinesin-like protein KIN-7E
Exons: 17
Coding region: 384-3008 (874 amino acids)
Biological process (GO): microtubule-based movement
Molecular function (GO): ATP binding; microtubule motor activity; microtubule binding
Source: RefSeq, a predicted model, not a curated record
AACUAUGAUGCGUGUGAGCUUCAGAGACUCUGAGAGAGAGAGAGAGAGAGAGAGAGUGAGGAAAGUAACCGACGACUCUCUCUCUCACUUGCAUUGAGUUCGGUUGCGUUCUGUUUCAGAUCGUGGCUCGUCAAGUGAAGUUCGUUCAGAUUCCCACUGUUCUAUUUCCUCACUUGGUUCAGAAAUGAGCGAGAAUCUUAGCGGAGGCUGCAGAUUCUCUGAUUCAUAAACUACGGUGUAGUGUGAAUUAGGUUUAUCGUUGUUACACUGUCGUGAAAAGGACUAGGAGUUGAGCGGUGAAAAUUCCUUGGAAUCAUGGGCUUGUUCUGAAUUUCGAUUAGCUUGUUAAUUGGUUGGAACGAAUAUUGAGUUAAAAGCGAGAAAUGGGAGCUAUUGCUGGAGAAGAGCUGUUGAAAUGGGAGAAGAUGCAAGGAGCGAGUGGUCGUGAAGAGAAGAUUCUUGUGUCAAUAAGGCUGAGGCCUUUGAGUGAGAAGGAAAUUGCGGCUAAUGAAUCAGCAGACUGGGAAUGCAUCAAUGAUACUACCAUCUUGUACCGGAACACACUGCGUGAGGGUUCCACUUUUCCUAGCGCCUACACAUUUGACAGAGUAUUUCGUGGUGACUGUGUCACAAGGCAGGUAUAUGAGGAAGGAGCCAAAGAAGUUGCUCUUUCGGUUGUUGGUGGAAUUAACUCAAGUAUUUUUGCAUAUGGGCAAACAAGUAGUGGAAAGACAUACACGAUGAUUGGAGUAACCGAAUAUGCUGUAGCAGAUAUUUUUGACUAUAUAAAGAGGCAUGAAGAAAGAGCAUUUGUAUUGAAGUUCUCAGCAAUUGAAAUUUACAAUGAAAUUGUUAGAGACCUCCUAAGCACUGACAACACUCCACUUAGACUGCGGGAUGAUCCUGAGAGAGGACCCAUUUUAGAGAAACUUACAGAGGAGACUCUACGGGACUGGGUGCAUUUAAAAGAGCUCCUAGCCUUCAGUGAAGCUCAGAGACAGGUGGGAGAGACAUACCUGAAUGAAAAGAGUUCUAGAUCUCACCAAAUUAUCAGAUUGACAAUGGAAAGUUCUGCCAGGGAAUUCCUGGGCAAAGGAAACUCAGCCACCCUUGUAGCUAGUGUGAAUUUUGUUGAUUUGGCAGGGAGUGAGCGUGCAUCUCAGGCAUCAUCAGCUGGGAUGAGAUUGAAAGAAGGAUGUCAUAUAAACCGGAGUUUGCUUACUCUUGGAACAGUUAUUCGUAAGCUUAGUAAGGGAAGACAUGGUGGACACAUAAAUUACAGAGAUUCCAAGUUGACACGCAUACUGCAGCCUUGCUUGGGUGGCAAUGCUAGAACAGCUAUCAUUUGCACUUUGAGCCCUGCACGAAGCCAUGUUGAGCAAACCAGAAACACACUUCUUUUUGCUUGUUGUGCAAAAGAAGUAACCACUAAAGCACAGGUUAACGUAGUGAUGUCUGAUAAAGCAUUGCUGAAGCAUUUGCAAAAAGAGGUGGCCAGAUUGGAGAGUGAGUUGAGAACUCCUGGUCCUGCUAUCUCCAAUUGUGAUUAUGCAGCAUUGUUGAGAAAGAAAGAUCUCCAGAUAGAAAAGAUGGAGAAGGAGAUCAGGGAACUAACUAAGCAACGUGAUCUUGCUCAAUCAAGGGUUGAGGAUUUGCUGCGCAUGGUUGGAAAAGAGCAGAUAUCUGGAAAUGAAGGGGAAGAUAUAUGGGAAGAUGACUGUUCGGUAUCAGAGGGCUCAAGCAUUUGUGGUACUCAUCGUCCUGAUACACGCAUUAAAGAGUUCAACAAUCCUCAUUUUAAUGAUGGGGACAGUGGAAGUAAUCUUGAUGAAGACCCUGAUGAAUACUGCAAAGAAGUUCGAUGUGUUGAGUUGGAGGAGUCAAGCAGAGACAAUCUUGAUCCAUCGCUAAGUGACAACGGGGAGUUGGCUCUAGCAGGGGAUGAAAAUGGAACAAGCCAGGAAAUAUCUACAGAAGACAGUCAGAUCCAAGAAAAUUCAACGUAUGGAGUGCUGGAGCAGAGAUUGCACGAUGUACAGUCAACCAUUGAUUCUCUUGUAUGUCCUUCCCCUGAUGAACAAUCUCCACCGGCCACCUCAGAAAGAGGAGAAAUACAGAGGACUCCAGCCAGUGGGUUUGAAAAAGGAUUUCCCGGAAGGCCAGAUGGUUUGCGGGGAAAGUUUCCUCCAUUAAAUUAUGAUGGUUCCACAAGAUUGUUAAGGAACGGUUCUCAGUCUUCCGUUGGAAGUCCUUCUGUGGAUGAGCUUAGAGUGAGCAGCAUGAGAACGUCUGCUGAUGAGGAUAUUACUAGCAUCCAGACGUUUGUUGCUGGGAUGAAAGAAAUGGUCAAACUUGAAUAUGAGAAGCAGCUUGUUGACGGACAGGAUCAGGAUACAGAGAGAAAACCAUUUAGGCUUGAGAGGAACGUGAAAGAUGCGGGUGUGGAUCCAAUGUUGGAGGCACCUGGAACUCCUUUAGACUGGUCUCUGCAAUUCAGAAGACAGCAAAAAGAGAUAAUUGAACUGUGGCAAUCUUGCUGUGUACCAUUGACCCACCGGACCUACUUCUUUCUUCUCUUCAAGGGUGAUCUAACAGACUCUAUUUACAUGGAGGUAGAGCUUAGAAGACUAGCUUUCCUCAAAGAAACAUUUUCUGAUGGAAACCAGUCUGUGAAAGAUAGUCAGACAAUUACACUAGCUUCAAGCGUUAAAGCUCUUCGCCGAGAAAGAGGAAUGCUGGUGAAGCUUAUGCAGAGGAGGCUUUCCGAGAAAGAGAGAAAUAGACUCUUCGAGGAGUGGGGCAUUGCAUUGGAUUCAAAGCGGAGGAGGAUGCAGCUAGCGAACCGCUUAUGGAGUGAAACUGAUAUGAACCACGUAAUGCAAAGUGCUACAAUAGUUGCCAAGUUAGUCAGGUUUUGGGAGCGGGGCAAGGCCCUCAAGGAGAUGUUUGGGCUUAGCUUCACACCUCAAAUUACUGGUCGAAGAUCUUAUCCAUGGAUAAAUAGCUGAGCAUCUCUACUAUAUUUGGGUUUUGUUUUUUAUUUUUGGCCCAAACGUGUACAGCGUUUAGAGAAACUUUAUCAGCUUCUGAUUGAUCAUCACCCUGUUCCACUUGCUCUUCAUUCUUUCUUCGACACAAACGAGACAAAUGCCUCUCCAUUGAGAUAAGUUAUGUGUGAGAUCCGUCCUGAAUAUAGGCAAUUUGGGCGGCUCCGUCUUUGUUGUGAUUUUGGUGUACCAUUUGACGAGUUGAGACUCUCUUUUUCCUUUUCUUUUCUUUCUUGGUGCGAGGUUUGUUGUGUUGUUUGCUCUGUUGUAAACUCCCUUGAUUAUCACUCUCCCUCACCCUGGACAAAAUCAUAUAUACAGUUGUAUAUUGCACUGAGUAGAUUAGUGGAGCUUACUUUUUAUUAAUACUUGUGGAUCGGCUAGUGUUUUUAAUUUAUGUGGUUACUAAAUCAUCACUGUUUAACUAUAUGAUAAUAUUUCUUCUUUUUU